AUGGAGAAAACGGCGAUUAAGAAGAAGGGUUGGGGAGCGCGAUGGCUUUGGAUGGUGAUGGCUCUCGUGGCUGUGUUUGUUGCUAUGGCUGUGUCCUCUAGAACUUCUCCGAGAAUUGCUCUAUUUGGAGCCAUUGAUAGAGCUUGUAAGUGUGCGCGGGGUACACCGAAGUACAGUGGCAUGGUGGAGGAUUGUUGUUGUGAUUAUGAAACUGUAGACCAUCUCAAUGAGGAAGUGUUGAAUCCUUCUCUUCAAGAGCUCGUGAAGACCCCUUUUUUUCGAUAUUUUAAGGUGAAGUUAUGGUGUGACUGUCCUUUCUGGCCUGACGAUGGCAUGUGCCGGUUGAGGGACUGUAGUGUAUGUGAAUGCCCAGAAAGUGAGUUUCCCGAAUCGUUUAAGAAGCCCCAUCGCUUCUCAAUGAAUGAUCUUGUUUGUCAAGAAGGUAAACCUCAGGCAGCUGUUGACCGUACUUUAGACAGUAAAGCUUUCAGAGGGUGGACAGAAAUAGACAAUCCAUGGACAAAUGAUGACGAGACUGACAAUGAUGAGAUGACAUACGUGAAUCUUCAACUGAAUCCUGAAAGAUAUACUGGUUAUACUGGUCCGUCUGCAAGAAGGAUAUGGGAUUCUGUCUACUCUGAGAACUGCCCCAAAUAUCCAUCUCAAGAGUUAUGCCAGGAGGAGAAGAUUUUGUAUAAAUUGAUAUCCGGUCUUCACUCCUCCAUAUCAAUACAUAUAGCUGCUGAGUAUCUACUUGAUGAAGCUACAAAUUUGUGGGGGCAAAAUCUUACUUUGAUGUAUGAUCGAGUCCUAAAAUACCCAGAUCGUGUCAGAAAUUUGUAUUUCACUUUUCUCUUUGUGCUGCGAGCAGUAACCAAAGCUGCAGAUUAUCUGGAACAGGCAGAGUACGAUACAGGUAACUAUAAUGAGGACCUGAGGACACAGUCCUUGAUAAAGCAGCUACUUUAUAACCCCAAGCUUCAAGCUGCUUGUCCAAUUCCAUUUGAUGAAGCUAAUUUGUGGAAAGGCCAAAGUGGACCUGAGCUAAAGCAGAAAAUUCAACAACAAUUUAGAAACAUCAGUGCAUUGAUGGAUUGUGUAGGAUGUGAGAAGUGUCGAUUAUGGGGUAAGCUUCAGGUUCUUGGUCUUGGAACUGCACUAAAGAUUCUCUUCUCUGUUGAUGGUCAAGAAAACUCGAUUCAAACACUGCAGCUGCAAAGGAAUGAGGUAAUUGCAUUGAUGAACCUUCUCAAUCGACUUUCGGAAUCUGUCAAAUUUGUCCAUGAAGUGGGACCUGCAGCUGAUAGAAUCAUGGAAGGACAUUUUUCUGCUCAUACAACAUUGAUUAACUCAUUGAAAAGAAUUUGGUCCUUUGCAUCUAAAACUUAG
Molecule: messenger RNA, 1389 nt
Organism: Sphenostylis stenocarpa
Lineage: Eukaryota; Viridiplantae; Streptophyta; Magnoliopsida; Fabales; Fabaceae
Source: the annotation of a GenBank genome assembly